GGGUUUAUGGGACGCUGCGAACACUAGCUGAAUGAGCAGCUGAUGUGUGAGGACCUGGAGACAUAUGUGGAGCUUGUGCCACACAGUAGCUUUCCUGUGGAUACCUGCAGAGAGAGACGGCGGUGAAGUAACAGUGAAAUCCAUUCAUCAGGAUGAGAUCCAUUCGAUCAUUUGCUAAUGAUGAUCGCCAUGUUAUGGCAAAACACUCGACCAUAUACCCCUCUCCAGAAGAGCUGGAAGCGGUCCAGAACAUGGUGUCUACAGUGGAAAGUGCCCUGAAGCAUGUCUCAGACUGGAUGGAUGAGCGCAGUAAAAGUUCCACUGUGGAGAAUGAGCAGCAAAUCAAAGCUGAGGAAAAGGAAGAAAAUGCCAUGGACGAGAGCGGUCAGGUGCUAUGUGGAGUCAUGAGAAUUGGCCUUGUUGCCAAAGGCUUACUCAUUAAGGAUGAUAUGGAGCUAGAACUGGUUCUCAUGUGUAAGGAGAAACCAACAGAGAGCUUAUUAGUAACAGUACGAGAAAACCUUCCUCUACAAAUCCAGAAACUCACGGAAGAGUCCUAUCAAGUGGAGCACUCCAUAGAAGAUGCAUCGAUAAUCAUACAUAAUUCAAAGGAACCCAAAUUAACCCUUAAAGUGAUACUAACGUCGCCACUGAUCCGAGAAGAGGAAGACCGCGCAGGUGGAGUAGAAAAUGUUGCGAUGAAAGAUCCUCCGGACUUAUUGGACAGGCAGAAAUGCCUGAACGCCUUGGCGUCUCUGCGACAUGCCAAAUGGUUUCAGGCAAGAGCAAAUGGAUUAAAAUCUUGUGUAAUUGUACUCCGCAUUCUGCGCGAUUUGUGCAACAGAGUCCCCACCUGGGCGCGGCUGAAAGGAUGGCCACUAGAAAUCAUAUGUGAAAAAGCAAUAGGGACGUGUAACAGACCCCUGGGUGCUGGGGAAGCGUUGCGGAGAGCCAUGGAAUGCCUGGCAUCUGGCAUAAUUUUGCCUGGAGGGCCAGGUUUACAUGAUCCAUGUGAAAGAGAACCCACAGAUGCCUUGGCCUACAUGACCGUGAAAGAGCGAGAGGAGAUCACACAAAGUGCACAGCAUGCACUGCGUUUAUUAGCUUUUGGACAAAUAUACAAAGUCCUGCAGAUGGACCCUCUCCCCUCUAAUAAGCCCUUCCAGAAAUAUUCUUGGUCAAGCACAGACAGGGAAGGACUGAAGAGACCAUAUGAUGAUGGUUCUAGUGAUGACAAAGACCCAAAUAAGAAAAUGAGACGCAACUUACGCAAGGUUUUAGACAGCAAAGCCAUAGAAUCAAACCAGCCAAUGAAUGCACUGAUGAGACUGAACCAGAUCAGGCCCGGCCUGCAGUACAAGCUGCUGUCUCAGUCAGGUCCAGUGCACGCACCAGUCUUCACCAUGUCUGUAGAUGUAGACGGCACAACUCAUGAGGCCUCUGGACAAUCCAAGAAGACAGCCAAGCUCCAUGUUGCAGUAAAGGUCUUACAGGCUAUGGGUUACCCUACAGGCUUUGACACAGAUAUGGAAUGUCUUAGUUCAGAUGAAAAAUCAGAUAGUGAAGGAAAAAAUGAGACUGUCUCUUCAAAUUCAAGCAGUAACACAGGAAGCUCCAGCACGGAUGGCUCCAACACUCUCGAGGUCAGGACUCAGGGUCCCAUUCUUACGGCCAGUGGGAAAAAUCCUGUCAUGGAGCUAAAUGAAAAGAGAAGAGGGCUGAAAUAUGAGUUAAUAUCAGAGAGCGGGGGAAGCCAUGAUAAGCGGUUUGUGAUGGAGGUUGAAGUGGACACACAGAAGUUCAGAGGCGCUGGUCCAAACAAGAAAGUAGCGAAAGCCAGUGCAGCACUCGCUGCUCUUGAGAAACUCUUCUCCGGGCCAAAUGCAGUAAAUAUCAAGAAGAAAAAGAUUACUCCACAGACAAAAGGAGUAGUCAGCACAGCGGUAUCCGCCGCCGUACAGGCAGCUCGAGGACGUGGACGAGUGGCAUUGGCACGGGGAGCCUUUGUGGGGGCUGCAGCUGCUCCUGGCUACAUUACUCAAGGUUAUGCAGCCCCGUAUGGAUACAGCGCUGCUGCACCCGCUUAUGGAAUCCCGAAGAGGAUGGUUCUAUUACCAGUUAUGAAAUUUCCAGCAUAUCCAGUUCCCCACUACUCCUUUUUUUAACACAACGGACCAGACAGUCCAGAAUGUCGGAGAUGGAGCUUAUUUUCUUUGACCGUGGGAUUUUCUUUGUAAAGACCCUUUUUUUCCUACUUUUUUUAUUUUAACAAAAAAAAAAAAAAAAAACUACAUUUAGUUCUUAAAAACUUGAAGAAAAUUGUACUGUGAAAUGUUACCUCAUUUACAGAUAAAUUAACUCUUUUACUGCCAGUAGGCACAGCCAUGUAUAGAAAGUCUUAUCUGACAACAGAGGUAGGAAGCCUUCUGUCUUAGGGAAGAUGUAGAUGAUAAAAAGACAUAACUUUUAAAUGAAGAAAGAGACUGUAAAAUUAAUAAAUACAUUUGUGAAGGAUGUAUGAUAUCAAACUGAUAAGAAAAUAAAAUGUUUUGUCCUACACGCGUGCAGCAUCUACUUCCAGGGUCAGGACAGAAGAGAAAACAUUUGGCAGCUUUUUUUU
Molecule: messenger RNA, 2620 nt
Organism: Bufo bufo (common toad)
Lineage: Eukaryota; Metazoa; Chordata; Amphibia; Anura; Bufonidae
Gene: STRBP
Product: spermatid perinuclear RNA binding protein
Exons: 17
Coding region: 153-2165 (670 amino acids)
Cellular component (GO): precatalytic spliceosome
Molecular function (GO): double-stranded RNA binding; single-stranded RNA binding
Source: RefSeq, a predicted model, not a curated record